AUGACUGCCUCGUCACGAGACCCGGAAAAGGAUCCUUUUCCGCCGGAAACAGCUUCUGAGCAGAGAGAGGAGCAGAGCCAGUCCAGCGAUAGCGAAGAUGAAAUCACAGAAAUUGGUCGGAAUGAUGAUGACGGAUCUCGCGAGUCGCCGGAGCCGGCGCUGGAUGCGGACCCAUCAGCCGCCGCCGCCCCGGCCGCCAGGACUCGGUCCCGGGCCUCCUCCACCCGCUCCCGUGCUCUGUCAAUCGUGCCCCGAUCAAAACGGAGAGGCCUUUUCGGCCAGCUCGCCAUCAUCCCGGAGGUAGACCGUCCAUAUGACUACACAAACAAGACAAAAUGGACAAUCACGUUGAUCAUUGCCCUGGCUGCUGCCGUGUCUCCUAUGGGCUCUUCCAUCUUUUAUCCGGCCUUGGGUCAAAUGUCUGAGGAGUUUGGUGUUUCGGCAACAGUCACCAACUUGUCGGUGGCAUUCUACAUGCUUGCCAUGGCCAUCUUCCCGCUCUGGUGGUCCUCCUUUUCAGAAACACUCGGCCGCCGCACAAUCUACCUAAUCUCCUUCGCCCUCUUUGUCGUCUUCUCAGUCCUCAGCGCGAUCAGCGUCAACAUCGAGAUGCUCAUCGUGAUGCGCCUCCUCGGCGGCGGCGCGAGCGCCUCCGUCCAAGCCGUCGGCGCCGGCACCAUCGCCGACAUCUGGGAACCCCGCGAGCGCGGCCGCGGCAUGUCCAUCUUCUACCUCGGCCCCCUGUGCGGCCCGCUCCUCGCCCCCAUCAUCGGCGGCGCCCUGUCGCAGCGCUUCGGCUGGCAGUCCACCAUGUGGGCGCUCGCCAUCUACGGCGGCCUCGUGCUCAUCAUGAUCCUGUUCUGCCUGCCCGAGACCCUGGCGAAGCCCAAGCCCGCACUUCCCCCGGCUGGUGCCGCUCAGGGCGAGAAGAACGCCCUCUCCCGCACCAAGACGACCGAGUCGGUCAAGGUGCACACCAAGAAGGCGGGCGCGCUGCUGAAGAAGUUCUUCCUCGACCCGCUCUCCGUGCUGCUGUACCUGCGCUUCCCGCCGGUGAUCAUCACGGUCGCCUUCGCGGCCAUCACCUUUGGCGCGCUCUUCGUCGUCAACAUCUCGGUGCAGUCGACCUUCUCCAAGGAGCCGUACGGCUUCAGCGUGCUCAUCAUCGGCCUGUUCUACUUCCCCGCGGGCCUGGGCUACUUCAUCGCCUCGAUCCUCGGCGGUCGCUGGCUCGACCACAUCAUGGCGAGGGAGGCCAAGAAGGCGGGCCGCUACGACGCCAACGGCAAGCUCAUCAUGCUCCCCGAGGACAGGAUGCGCGAGAACGCGUGGAUCGCCGCGACGGUGUAUCCCGCUGCCCUCAUCUUCUACGGCUGGGUGGUCCAGAAGGGUCUUUUCUGGUUUGUGCCGUGUAUCGGUCUUUUCUUCUUUGGGAUCAGCUCGAUGCUGGUGUUCGGCGCCGCCACUACCAUGCUAACGGAGUUCAUGCCCAAGCGCAGCUCGGGAGGUGUGGCGGUCAACAACUUUGUGCGCAACAUCUUCUCGUGCAUCGGAGCCAUCGCCGCGCAGCCCGUUAUCAACGCAAUCGGGAACGGGUGGCUAUUUACAAUCCUGGGCAUUUUCACGUGGAUUACGGGUUAUCUGUGUGUCUGGGUGCUCAGGAAGAAAGCUCCGGAAUGGAGGAAAGAUAUGGACAGGGCGCUGAACAAGUAA
Messenger RNA from Colletotrichum chrysophilum, 1713 nucleotides. RefSeq lists its product as uncharacterized. NCBI's taxonomy places the organism in Eukaryota, Fungi, Ascomycota, Sordariomycetes, Glomerellales, Glomerellaceae. Gene Ontology annotation, biological process: intracellular polyamine homeostasis; transmembrane transport. Bases 1 to 1713 code for a protein of 570 amino acids. The record is from RefSeq and is a predicted model, not a curated record. The transcript is spliced from 3 exons. Gene Ontology annotation, molecular function: polyamine transmembrane transporter activity.